Molecule: messenger RNA, 411 nt
Organism: Funneliformis mosseae
Lineage: Eukaryota; Fungi; Glomeromycota; Glomeromycetes; Glomerales; Glomeraceae
Source: the annotation of a GenBank genome assembly
AUGCCAUCUGAUAAUAAUAAUUCGCAAUAUCCAUUCCCGAAUGAAGGAGGAGUUAAUCAAGUACACCGGCAUCAUUUUAUUCUUCGAGACGCGUGUCAAAGUAACGUUUCUGCAUCAUUAUUGAAAAAUCUGAUCUCUGAUGCUAAAAUUGGAUGUAAUGUGGGAUCAUGGAUUCUCGAGUUGGCAUCAGAGUAUCCAAGUUCCCAAUUUUACUGGAGUUUCGAAUUGCCCACCAGGAUUCUGAAACCUGGUGGGUUUAUUGAAUUAAAUGAAUUUGGAUAUGUCUUGAUAUGUUCGAUAAUGGAAGAAAUAUCAAAAGCUAAUCUUGUUGAGACCGACCAUUUCGAAAAGGAAUGCAAAUUUUGGGAUCAAGAAGGGAAAUUAGCUCUUAACAGUUACUUACAUGUAUAA